AUGUCCAUGAACGUUCAAGACUGCGGGGUGGUCCGCGAAGGGUUCCCUCGUCCGUUCCCCAACACCCCUUCCAAUGCCGUGGAGCAGUUCAAGAUGACCGGAAAGGUCGUGGUGGUGACGGGCGCCGGCGAUGGAAUUGGCUUGGCUGUUGCAGAAGGCAUCGCAGAGGCCGGUGGCAACGUUGUCAUGUGGUACAACUCGAAUGAGGCUGCCGUCCAAAGGGCCGCCAAGCUAUCCCAAACACAUGGCAUCACUGCCACUGCAUACCAGGUUGAUGUAUCGGACGUGGACCAGGUUAUCGCUACAAUCUCCAAAACUGUCAAUGAAUUUGGAAAGAUUGAUGUCUUUGUUGCCAAUGCUGGCAUGGCUAUCUCAAAGCCCAUUUUAGAGAUGACCGUUGAGGAGUACCGAAAGGUAAUGUCAGUGAACGCCGACGGUGUCCUUUUCUGCGCCAAGUACGCCGGCGAGGUCUUCAAGCGACAGGGGUUUGGAAACUUGAUCAUCACCUCGAGCAUGAGCGCUCAUAUUGUCAACGUACCCACUGAUCAGCCUGUCUACAAUGGCAGCAAGGCAUUCGUCACUCACUUCGGAAAGUCCCUGGCUCGCGAGUGGAGAGAGUUUGCCCGUGUCAAUAUUGUCUCCCCUGGCUUUUUUGAUACCAAGCUGGGUGCCAGUCCCUUGGCCAUUAACGAAGCCUACCGCAUGUCGGCGCUAGGGAGGCAAGGCCAUGUAAAGGAAAUCAAGGGCUUGUACCUCUAUCUGGCGAGCGAUGCUUCGACAUACAUGACAGGUAGCGACAUUCUUAUUGAUGGAGGUUAUGUUCUUCCCUAG
Messenger RNA from Clonostachys solani, 831 nucleotides. Lineage: Eukaryota; Fungi; Ascomycota; Sordariomycetes; Hypocreales; Bionectriaceae. The record is from the annotation of a GenBank genome assembly.